GUACUUUCACGGUUUCCUUUUCUCCACACCUUUUGACUCUUUAACUUGGUUCCCUCCAAAGCUUUAAACCCCCUAAUCCAAAACCCCAUGCCCAUCAUGACCACCACCGCUCCUCUCCUCUCACCGCUCCAUUUCUCCGCCUUCACCACCUCACGCUGCUCACUCCUAUUCCACUCCCCGCCUCCACAGCUCUCCUUCCUCCCACCUCUGACGCUCAAACGGGGCACUAAUUCUUAUCCUCUCGCCCCAACCCGUAGAAACCCGUUCCUAGUUCGCGCCGACGACGACGAUGCCGACGGCGCCGGUCCCGACGACUAUGACAUGGACGAGGAGGAGCUCGAGGAGGUCGAUAACAAGAAGGACUUCGACAUCGAGUACGACCCACUCGCUGCCGCCUCGACGGUUGCCGCCGGGGACGAAGACAUCGACUUUGUACAGAGCAAGAGCUUCGUUUCGACACAGGGAGGGGACUUUGAGACGGUCGUGGAUUACAGGAUUAACGAGGAUGAGUUCCACAAGAUUAGCUUGCUUGACUGCGAUUUCUUCAUAAGGAAGCCUCCGGACCCAGAUAAUGAUGUCUAUGAUUUCAGGGAGAUGUAUGUUACUCCUCCGGAUACCGAUGUUUAUGCGAUUCCCAGGGUUCUUGCUCCGAUGCCUCAGAAGUACAUUCGCUGUGCAAAAAGUGAUUAUGGGUGCUACAAUGUCACAGAACCGCCCAUUGAUGCGCCUCGAGAUCCAUUAUAUAAAUCUGAGAGGGAGAUCCAGAAGGUUUUCUUGACAAAGCACUACAGGAACCGGAGGUUGGCUGACCCAGAUUUCGUGCUAGAUUUUGAGGAGAUUUAUAUCCUAGACUCGAAAACAAAGUCAGUUACCAGAGCUAGAGUUUUGGUUACGGUUCCAGGAGGGAGAAACAGGGAUAGAAAGAGUGACUUGCUUGUAAUACGAGAUAAAGGGAACUCCUUUAAAAUAAUUCAUGCGAGUGAAAGAGAUGAUCCUACCACUGUGAUAGAGAGAGAAGAUUGGGCCAAGACCAGAAAAGACAUGGAGAGACAUCUGAGGAAAUUACGGGACUUCAGCAUUUCAAAUUGGUUUUAGUCAAUCAGCAGAUUUUUGAGAUUGCUUCGUGAGAACUAAAAUGUAAUAAAAUAUGGAUCUUUUGGAGGUGAGCAUUUGUAAAUAUAAUGACAUUUAAAGGAUCGAUUUUCAUUGGA
Molecule: messenger RNA, 1211 nt
Organism: Juglans microcarpa x Juglans regia
Lineage: Eukaryota; Viridiplantae; Streptophyta; Magnoliopsida; Fagales; Juglandaceae
Product: PLASTID TRANSCRIPTIONALLY ACTIVE protein 6, chloroplastic
Exons: 6
Coding region: 88-1095 (335 amino acids)
Cellular component (GO): plastid-encoded plastid RNA polymerase complex
Source: RefSeq, a predicted model, not a curated record